CUUCCGAAGUCUCGAUAAGAAGCAUCCGAGCCGCGGCGCUGAGUCCGGUCGAUGGGAGUUGCGCGCGCAGCGGCGGCGGCUUCUUCGUCGCGUUUUUUGGCGGCUCUCUCUCCCCGAGCGGGCGGGCGGACUCCUCCGAGGUCAUCGCCGGGACCAAGUCAAGGGCUGUGUACGCUCAUGCGUGGGGCCGGCCGGUCGCCCUGAGGCCAUGGGGGCCAGGCGGCCCCCUUGCCGCCCCCCGCGCCAACCCCCCGGACAAACCCCUCGAAGACAAGCCUAGUGUCCCUGACAGAUGCCCUCAACGCCUGGCUCCCCCGGCGAGCCAUGACCGCUUGGCCCUGGACACGCCUCGGACUGCUGGCCCUCUGGCUAGUCGUCGCCAUACAGACAGUAUUGGCCUCCGAGGACGAGGAACGCCUGGUGCGGGACUUGUUUCGGGACUACAACAAGCUUAUCCGGCCCGUAGAAAUAAUGAACAUGACAGUAGAAGUUGAAUUUGGGUUAUCAUUUGUGCAGCUGAUCAACGUGAACGAAAAAAAUCAGAUCAUGACGUCCAAUGUAUGGUUGCAGCUGGUAUGGACGGAUUAUCAGCUCAAGUGGGAUGAAGCAGAUUAUGGUGGAAUUUCUGUAUUACGGUUACCGCCUGACAAGGUUUGGAAGCCUGAUAUAGUACUUUUCAACAAUGCUGAUGGCAACUACGAGGUGCGUUACAAGUCAAAUGUGCUCAUCUACCCGAGUGGUCAAGUGAUGUGGGUGCCUCCGGCCAUCUACCAAAGCUCCUGUACCAUCGAUGUGACGUACUUUCCCUUCGAUCAGCAGAAAUGCGUCAUGAAAUUCGGCUCGUGGACGUUUAACGGUGACCAAGUGUCCUUAAAGCUCUAUAAUGAGAAUCCCUGGGUGGAUUUGUCCGACUACUGGAAAAGCGGUACCUGGGACAUCGUAGAGGUGCCGGCUUUCCUCAACGUACAUAACAACAGUAAACAGAACCGACCGACGGAGACAGACAUCUCCUUCUACAUCACGAUCCGACGUAAGACCCUCUUCUACACGGUGAAUCUCAUCCUGCCGACGGUGCUCAUCUCCUUCCUCUGCAUCCUCGUCUUUUACCUCCCAGCUGAGGCUGGCGAGAAAGUAACACUGGGCAUCUCCAUCUUGCUCUCACUCGUCGUCUUCCUUUUACUCGUCUCCAAGAUCCUUCCUCCAACGUCGCUUGUGCUGCCCCUCAUCGCCAAGUACCUGCUCUUCACCUUCCUAAUGAACACCAUGUCCAUUCUGGUGACUGUCAUCAUCAUUAACUGGAACUUCCGGGGCCCGCGCACGCACCGAAUGCCCAACUGGAUCAGGGUGCUCUUCCUCAAGUACCUGCCGGCGGCCUUGCUCAUGAAACGUCCCAAGAAGACACGCUUGCGAUGGAUGAUGGAGAUGCCGGGACUCGGACUUCACCACUACCACCCGCAUCACCAUUCACCACCACCGCCACCGCCACCCGCGGCGGAUCAUAAGCCCAAGGCAAGUCCCAAGACACCGGCAGAGUUCCUGGAACUGGCAGAUGUUCAUCAUCCUAACUGUACGAGGAAACAACAGCAUCGGAGAGACUCGGACAGCACGGAUGUCCUCUACCUUAGCCCUGAAGCGUAUAGGGCCACGGAAGCGAUAGAGUUCAUUGCCGAGCAUCUGCGCUGCGAGGAUGAGUACAUUCAGAUCCGAGAAGACUGGAAGUACGUUGCCAUGGUAAUAGACCGACUGCAGCUUUAUAUCUUCUUCGCCGUGACGACGGCGGGCACCAUUGGUAUCCUUCUGGAUGCACCCCACAUAUUCCAGUACGUGGACCAGGACAAGGUCAUUGCCUUCCACCGAGGGAAAAACAUGUGAAUCCUCUCCGCAUGGUGCUUCUUCCUUGUCCGAACGGCGGUCGAUGGUUCAGCCAACGAGAACGGACGACACGAAGCCUCUUCCUGUCGUCUGUUUCACUUUCUGGGCUUCGGCUUUUCUGGCCGCUUCACACAGUGCGUGAAGGCCCUAUGCAAGGCAACGGCCUCUUGUCAACACUCUAGGAGCCAGCGCUCGUCACCUUUUCUUUUAUACGCUAGCUUCAUAAUCACACGGGUAGAGAGACCACAUUGAUCUCUUUUCAUCAAGUUCGUUGCUGGGGUAACGAAAUCAAGACGUCGUGUCGUACGCUGGCUCCUCGUGACGUCAUCGUAUGCGUGGCAGAAAUCCCUUUCCCUCUUCCGUGCACCGCUACAGGGAACCCCGUUUCCGUUAUUUAUCUCCAAAAAGAAAGGCAGCAAUAAUUGCAAUAGCAUUGGGAGCCUCAAUUAAGGCCUUCUUAAAAAGGAAUUUUUUGUUUUAUUUCGCAAAGGACAAUAUCGUGAUUGGAAAUAUCUCCAUAAAGACAGCUGCGUUAAUCAAGUCCGUUGUCAAAGUAAACUCCCGGGGUGAAGCCCACGUUCAACUGUGGACGGUGCAUGGUUUUCCUUCUUGGCCACGACACGAGCAUCUAUACUAAAGCCGGAGUAUUCUUUGUGUGUUUCAGUGUCUUCUAGUGCUCAACAAAAGACAGAAAGAAACGGACUCCCAACUUGGAGACGAACUUUGGUGACACAAAAAGUUUUUCUUUUGUUUUUUUGCUCUGCAAAGGAACGUCUUCACAAACUAUGGUAGCGUUAAUACAACUAAUAUCAAAGGGUACAAUAAAGGAAAAAGUAUACUAUGUACUAAAUAUAUAAACAUAUACACGAAUACAUGUUUUUCGAAAGAUAGCAGUGUGACAUCCUGUUUUUUUGUUGGGGAGUUUCCAUGAGACAAAAAGAAAAUGCUCCUGGUCGAUGCUCAUGCGAUGUCCCGUAAUUCCCAGUGAGAAUUUUCUUAACUGCAUAUCGGGUCAUCAUUAGAGAGCUGGUCUCGCCAAGAAAUAAGUAGUGAGCGAAAUCCAAUAAAUGGAAUGUACUGAUCGCAUAAGAGUCGACAAAGGUAUUAUCUGGAUGUUAUAUUAAACGUGGUAGUUUGUUAAAAGAAAGGUAUGCUCAACGUAGUGAAUUUCUACCGCUGCAGGUUCUUUUGAAAAUCUUGUUACACAGCACGUACGGGGUCGGUUACAACUCCUUUUUAAGACGUGACAAUAAAAGGCGUUUGACGCCAAUCUUCA
Molecule: messenger RNA, 3148 nt
Organism: Ornithodoros turicata
Lineage: Eukaryota; Metazoa; Arthropoda; Arachnida; Ixodida; Argasidae
Gene: nAChRbeta1
Product: acetylcholine receptor subunit beta-like 1
Exons: 6
Coding region: 325-1872 (515 amino acids)
Biological process (GO): monoatomic ion transmembrane transport; signal transduction; nervous system process
Cellular component (GO): postsynaptic membrane; neuron projection; synapse
Molecular function (GO): acetylcholine-gated monoatomic cation-selective channel activity; transmembrane signaling receptor activity
Source: RefSeq, a predicted model, not a curated record